CCACUUCCUCUCGCCUCACUUUGCCACCCACAUGAGCUAUCCCUCACGCUCGCCACCGAAUAGGGCGUACUCGCCCUCGGGCCCUGUGCACAGGUCGCGCUCCCGGUCGCACUCCCCGCGGCGGUACGACGACCGUCGUCCACCCCGGCGCGAGUAUGACCGUGAUCGAGAAUUCGAUGAUCGGGUGCCUCCCCCGCGCGACCGCGACCGCGAUGAGCGUGUCCCUCCCCCCCGCCACCGCGAUCGCGACUACUACGACGAUCGCCCGCGCCGGGACCACGACAGCCGUGAGCGCGACUACGGCGCUCCGCGCCGGGAUGAUCGUGAUCGCAGAGACUACGACCGCGCACCGAGGGGCCGCUUCGAUGACUCGCGCGCCAAAUCCGAUCCUAGUCGCGACGUCAUCUUUCUCGGCCUCGACCCCGAGCUGACGGAGAAGGAGCUCGAGGGAUAUCUCCGUGUCGAGCAUGGCUACGACGUUGAGAGCUCCAAGAUCGUGCGAGAGCGCGCGACGGGUCAGUCCAAGGGCUUUGGAUUCGCGCAGUUCUCAACACUCGAGCAGUCCACGCGCUUCAUGAAGGACAACUUCCCACACGUCACCAUGCCUGCGCUCUUCGCUCACAGCGAGCCGCGCCGCGUCAAGAUCGACUUCGCCGGUUCGCGGCUGGAUGACGCGCCAACCCCCGUACCUCAGCUCGGCGCGCGUCAUGACGGCACCCGCGACAUCGGGCAGCCUGGCGGGGGCAGCCGCGUGCUCCUCCUUCGUGGCUUGGAUCCAGGGACGUACGCCGGCGAGGUUGUGCGCCGUCUAGCAGAGGAGAUCACGCGCAUGCUCGGGAAGGGCACUCAGCGCGAUGCCGAGGCGUGCAUCUCGCGCGUGGUCAUGAUUGUCGACAGAGCCUCUGCCAUUUCGUGGGGCUUCGCCUUCGUUGAGCUCGUAACUCCGGAGCUUGCGAGCGCGCUCAUGCCUUUCCUCUUUCUUCCACAGCACCAGCCUACGGGCUUUUUGAUCUCAGGCGUGCCGAUCGCUGCGUCGUUUGCCAAUGUGAACGCGUUCAUCCCCACGCCAUGUGGACCGAUGGGUGGCCAGUUCCUCCUCCGAGCGGCUGCCGACGGUGGCAUUGGCGCGACCACCAUCACCUCGCCCGAUGGCGAGUAUUGCACUUACUGGCAUCAGCAGGCUGGCGCCGUCGAGACUCUCCCGCGCGGCGCGCCUCCCGUACCUGCACGCGGCGCUUCCAUCGAGCUCAGCGACGAGACCCGGCGUUUCCUGGGCAACCUGGGUGGCAAGUGGAAGCCUCCAAAGGCGGCUGCUUCUGCCAGCGGUGUAGUGAACUCGCCCACCGAGUCAUCGACCUCUGCGCAGGCUGCUGAGACGCCCACCGGCCCUCUCGUCGGAGGCAUGCAGCCCAUCAAGAUCGGCUUUGGCAAUGCGAUCAAGAAGAAGCCCAAGGAGGAGCCUGUGAUGGUCGAGAUUAUGUCCAAGGCCCUUGUCGACGAUAAUGAUGAGGUCGAUCUCGUGGGCAAGGACUCGACACUGCCUUCAAGGACCAAAGGCGCGCACAUCGUCCCCCCCACUUCGACCAGCCGGAAGGUCGCAGGCUUCAUUAACAAGUGGAACACCAAGCAAACCGAGCUCUCCAAGCCACGGCAACCCAAGGCACCUGGCGCCCCUCCGGCUGGAGUAUCUGCGGCUAACGCAGCGCCACUGGCUCAAGUACCGGUUCCAGCCCCACAUCAGGCGCAGCCGCAGCCCUCAAGCAACAGCGAUUUCGACUACGGCGACACCUACAACUUUGCCGCAACUGGCAAAGUGGCGUGUCUGCUGUGCCAGCGACAGUUCAAGUCCGAGGAAAUGCUGCGCAAGCACAACGCGCAGUCAGAACUACACAAGGCUCGCACUUCCAUUCCUGAACCGCAGGCCGGCAAGCGGCGCAAGAAUAAUGCUGUCGCCGCCCAGACUGGCUCCAACCUACAGUUCCGCGAUCGCGCCGCCGAGCGCCGAGAGGUCCACCAACAGCCUGACCGUCCAGCGCUGCCCCCAGACGCGCGCCUCGCUGCAGGUAGCCGAGAGGCAGCCCCCGCCCCUGCACUAAAGCCCAUCGCCCCGGCGGAGAAUGUCGGCAACAAGCUCCUCGCCAAGAUGGGCUGGACGGGUGGGACAGGUCUCGGCGUGAACGAGGACGGGCGCGCCGAGCCUGUGCGCGUGCAGCAGUUUGAGCAGCGCGCUGGGUUGGGCGCAGCGGCUGGGCGUGACCCAGGACGCUGGUCAGGUCCAGGUGGCUGGCAGAGGCGCGCGCAGGACAUGACUCAGGAGCGUUUCCAGGCUGCCGAUCGCCAGAAUCAGAGCCAGAACCAGGUCCAUAACCAGAAUCAGAGCUAACGUCGUCUUCUUCUUGUAAUGUAUCACAGUGUCUGCAUCGGCA
Cutaneotrichosporon oleaginosum is the source of this 2426-nucleotide messenger RNA. RefSeq lists its product as uncharacterized. NCBI's taxonomy places the organism in Eukaryota, Fungi, Basidiomycota, Tremellomycetes, Trichosporonales, Trichosporonaceae. Gene Ontology annotation, biological process: mRNA splicing, via spliceosome. Gene Ontology annotation, molecular function: RNA binding. The record is from RefSeq and is a predicted model, not a curated record. Gene Ontology annotation, cellular component: nucleus.